Molecule: messenger RNA, 921 nt
Organism: Salvelinus fontinalis (brook trout)
Lineage: Eukaryota; Metazoa; Chordata; Actinopteri; Salmoniformes; Salmonidae
Product: CD209 antigen-like protein E
Exons: 4
Coding region: 1-921 (306 amino acids)
Source: RefSeq, a predicted model, not a curated record
AUGGAUUUUGAUGAUAGUAUAUAUGCCAAUCAAAGACCCAUCAUGCCCCACAAGAAGGAUGGAGUUGGUGAUCAACAUUCAGUGUGGAAGAGACGUUUCCUAGCUACUGCAGUGUGUCUGGGGCUGCUGUGUGUUCUCCUACUGGCUGGGAUCACAGGCCUGUUACUCUACCAGAGAACCCUAUUGAACAACCUGACUGCAGAGAGAGACCAGUUACAGACCAGUUAUAACACCCUGACCAAAGAGAGAGACCAGCUACAGACCAGCUACAACAACCUGACUAAAGAGAGAGACCAGCUACAGACCUCUAAUGAAUAUGCCACAUGUCCCCAAGACUGGAAGAAGUCUUGCUGCAGUUGUUACUACAUCUCCCCUGAUGAGAAAACGUGGGAAGACAGCAGAAAGGACUGUCAGGCGAGAGAAGCAAACCUGGUGAUCAUCGACAGCAGAGAGGAACAGGCUUUAAUCAAAGCGUUCAAUAGAAGAGCCUGGUUUGGUCUGACUGACAGAGAAGUUGAGGGAACCUGGAGAUGGGUGGAUGGCACACCACUGAACACAAGUUACUGGAACAAAGGGGAGCCAAAUGAUUUGCAAGGAGAAGACUGCGCUUUGGUUGACAACACUCAACAGGACCCAGUAGUGGCUUGGAAUGAUGUGCCAUGUGACCACAAAAAUGGUUGGAUCUGUGAAAGGCAGGGACCAGAGGGCUCACAGGGACCAGAGGGCUCACAGGGACCAGAGGGCUCACAGGGACCAGAGGGCUCACAGGGACCAGAGGGCUCACAGGGACCAGAGGGCUCACAGGGACCAGAGGGCUCACAGGGACCAGAGCGCUCACAGGGACCAGAGGGCUCACUAGGACCAGAGGGCUCACAGGGACCAGAGGGCUCACAGGGACCAGAGGACUCACAGGGACCAUAG